Molecule: messenger RNA, 2607 nt
Organism: Xiphophorus hellerii (green swordtail)
Lineage: Eukaryota; Metazoa; Chordata; Actinopteri; Cyprinodontiformes; Poeciliidae
Gene: ubac2
Product: UBA domain containing 2
Exons: 10
Coding region: 154-1215 (353 amino acids)
Molecular function (GO): protein binding; serine-type endopeptidase activity
Source: RefSeq, a predicted model, not a curated record
GGCUUCCGUAGCAAAUUCCUUCCUCCUCUCUCCUUUUCCUUAUUGUGGCAACAUGGAUCCUCGUAACAACUUUAUUGCGGUGUUUAGGAGUUAAUUCCGCUUUGUCUGGGAGUUAUUCGCCUUUCUCCGGGUUCCUUCCCUCACCUGGACACCAUGUUUACCACCACCGGCUCUCGGGGUCUGUACAAGGCACCUCUGUGUAAAGGCCUCCUGCUGGUUCUCAAUGGGCUGACUGUGAUGCUCACCCUGCUGCCACAGUACCAGGACAUGUUCGUGUACAGCCUGCAGGCUGUUGCACAUCAGCACCAGGUUUGGAGGUUGUUGUGCGGCAGGUUGAUCUGUCUGGACGUGAAGGACUCCUUCUGCAGCAGCCUGCUGAUUUACAACUUUCGAAUCUUUGAGAGGAGGUUUGGCACCAGGAAGUUUGCUUCCUUCCUGCUGGGCACUUGGUUUCUCUCUGCCCUGGUGGACUUCCUUCUGGCCCAAGCCUUCCAGUUCCUGUUUGAAUAUGAAGUGGAGGAACUACCAGCCGGACUGCUCGCUCCAGUCUUCUCUCUGUUUGUGCCUUUCUACCAGUCGAUCCCCAGAAUGCCAGUCACUCAGGUCCUGGGACACAUCCACAUCACCAACAAGACUCUGGUUUACAUAGUGGGCCUGCAGCUGCUGACUUCUAGCCCCUUCAUGUGGCUCCUUGCACUCAGUGGACUGAUCUCGGGAGGAUUGUACCACUCCAAUGCUCUCUGGUUGCAGAAGGUCUUCUUUGUCCCUGUUUGGGUAUCUUCUGUUGGAAAGUACAUUCUGGAGCCGCUCUUCUCCAGUUCCCAGCCCAACGAUGAGACGCCUCUGGGGAUGGGAGCCACUCUGGACAUCCAGAGGCAGCAGAGAAUGGAUCUGCUCGACCAGCAGCUGCUACUGGCCCAGUACAACGAGGCCCGGAGGAACGUCAGACGUCAGCCACAGGGUGGGCUGCUGCAGUGGACCAGGUUAUUUCCCUCUCUGAGACACAGAGGACAGAACAGACCUCCAGUCCAACCCCAUCCUGAGGCCCAGACACACCAGUCCACACAGCCUCCAUUACUGGAAAACUCUCCUGUUCCAGAGGAACAGGUUGCCCGGUUAGUGGAAAUGGGCUUUUCCAGAAUCGAUGCCCUCGAGGCCCUCAGAGCUUCAAAUAACGACAUUAACAUGGCGACCAACUUCCUCCUGCAGCACUGAGGAGAAAGAACCGUGGGCAAAAAAAAAGAAAGAAGAGGAAUAAAGACAGCACAUGAAGCAAAAAUAAAUGUGUUGCUCCGAACCAAAGACUGGCAAUGCUGGAGAAUUGGAGAGAAGUCAAAAGAAUAUUUUAAGAGAUCAAUUGCAGGCAGUGCCUCUGCUCCCUGAAGCAGGGUUGAGCAAAGGUUACCUGAACUGAGGCCGACCACAAAUUGGUUCAUGGAGAAGUGUGAAGCACAAGGUGAAAAGUGGCAUUGCUCUGUUACGGUCGCUAUAGAGUAAAACUGAGGGCUCUCAACAUAAGGCAGAUCCAUUUCAGCUCUAACUGCAAUGAAUAGCCUGUCAACAAUAUAAGACAUGAAGAAGAUUUUAGCUCUCUACAAACAUUUACCUAGAAAAUACCAGCUCUAUGACAGCCUUGAGACAGACCCUUCAUGUGGACACCAUGUUAAAGCUGUGUAUAAACAAUUUUAUUAAUCCUGAUGCCACACAGUACUGCUUUUCAAAAUGGCUACAUUGUGAGUUAAAAUUUAGAUUUGCUCCUUACGCUAAUUCGAAAUUAUGGGGGGGAAAAGAUACCUGUUUUCAAAACAAUGCAUCAGGAUUUUUAUGUGAUGUAUGUCGCUCAGCUUCAUGCUGUAAUUGAUAAACUGCCACCUUUGGCCAGUCGUAACGCAGACGUACAAAGGGAUCUGAACGAUGUGAGCACUGUGACCCAUUUCACCAGGAUUUUACCGCACUGGUGUUUGUUGGCAGAGACGUAGCAGAGCUGAGCUUUUUCCUGAUUUAGACGCUAGAAGCAGUUAGCCUGACUCACACUUAACUUACUGAGCCACACUUCUUCAAGCUGACUGGUUUGGCUCAGUUGAGCUCUGUUGUCGUGACGCUGGUUAGAGGGCUUUCUCGGGGUGUGCGAGGCCGCUUCUUCAGUCCGUAACAUCGUAUCGGUUGCAGAGCAGCCCAUUUCGGCUUUAUUUAUUUUGUCUUAAAGUGAGUUUUUUUUUUCCCCCUCUGUUGGCACUCUGGUUUUGAGUCAUCAGUCUUAAGGGUCUGUUGGUAUUUAUUAUGCAAUUCCAUAACGAUAAAUUUAUGGAAACUUUGCACUGCAUAGUACCUGCUCUGUGUAUUUGAACAUUGAUACAAAAGAUGUUAUAUUGCAGCCACUGUGUAUUGAUGUCAAAGACAGAUGCUAAUUUUAUAUUUUGUGCAUAAUGUUGAUUAUAUAUAUAAAUAUAUAUGACCACUGAACUGAAUCUUUGGUGUUUGUGACAUUUUUGAGAGCGAUGCUGUAAUAAAUGGCAGAGAUGAGGGAUUUGUUGCAUGGACAACGUUCUGUUGUGCUGUAAUGAUUCAAAUUUGAUCUGUGAAAUAAAAAAGACAAACUGUUAUGAA